UGAUGUUGAGCUGUAAACAUGUAUUCUAAUUGCUUCAGCUACAAGAUUUAAGUCAUGUCUGCAGUGCUUUCUUUCACGAUUCCGAUAUUACUCAUCUUUGAAAGAAGAAUUUUUGUUUAGCAGAACUGCACUCUAUGCCACAAUUUUUGGGAAGGAAACACCAUCUCUUGAUCAAACAGUAACAGUUCUACUGCAAAACCCCCGCAAUGGUUUCCGCCUCUACACCGCAUCAAUUCCAGAGAUUUAUUGUCCGGUGAUGAUCAGCAACAACGGUUUGAUCUGAGUGAAGGCUGUUGCAGUGGAGGCGGUUCGGCGUCGUUGCUUGGUCGGUCCAGCUCUUUGGAUUCUCUCGGUGUCGGAUGGAUGAGAGGAAUGAAGGGGAGAUCCGACCUCGUCCGAGUUCUAGGCAUCUCAGCUUUUGGAAGUUCUUGGCUGUUUUGCGCAGGCAGGCUCAUCGUCAUCUUCUGGUGCCGGAGCUGGAGACUUGCUACAAAUCUUUAUAAAAUGGGUCAACAGUGCUACAAUUAUAAAAGAUCCCACCGAAAUUAGCAAGAGUUUUUGCUAGGAUUACAUUCUGAAGUUGUCAAGCUAAGCUGUAACUCCAUGCGAAGUAACAAACCCGCUCUGGAUCUUCUUCUAUCGUUUACGGAAGGUCAUGCAGGCUCAACAACUGUUCAGACAGCAAAAGCAGAUCGACCAACAACACAUCGUGCUGCUCCCACAUACGAAUUCACCCACGAGACCCCAGCAAUGACCACGCUGAGAUUGGAUUCAGCUCCGAGAAGGAAAUACAGAGGAGUGAGACACAGGCCGUGGGGGAAAUGGGCGGCCGAGAUAAGAGACCCGUCGAAGGCCUCGAGGGUGUGGCUCGGCACGUUCGACACGGCUGAGGCGGCGGCUCGGGCUUACGACGAGGCCGCCCUCCGGAUCAGACGCAACAAGGCCAAGCUCAACUUCCCCGAGAACGUCCGGCUACCUCCACUGCCGCCUCCCACGGUCUCCGCGGCCGAUCCCGCAGAGACCCGCCUCGCCGUUUCCCGUGAGUUGCCGGAUUCGGGCAAUUCCGACGCCAUCGACCGCGACGGGGAGACUCCUGUGCAGCGGUUUCUUGGAAAGAAUCUCAAGGAAUAUCACGGUGAUGUUCUUCUUCUUCAAGAACGAGCGCAGAGACGACCCGUGAGUCUGGAUGAGCAGAAGGCCCGGUCCGACUCGUCGUUGGGGACGCAGUUUCAGUCAUCUUUCUCGCCCUCCUCCUCCUCUUCUGCUUCAUCAUCAUCAUCAUCAUCAUCAAGUUCAGUGCUUGCACAAGCUCCAGACUCUGCUCUUUUCGUGUCUUCUCGACCAAACGUGAAUUUGAGGUUACAAGUGGGUCAGAUAGGUGGUGGAGCAGCUGAUGAGCUUUCUCUGCCUCCAUGGACAGAUUCUAGCCAUCGCAGUUCUUCUUCUGGAUAGGAUUUUUCAUGUCUUUUUUUCCUUCUCUUUUGUUAAUUGCAGUUGUAUUCAGUUCCCUUUUGCUGUUGUAUGUGGAUUAGCUCAGACAUACUGACAAAAUUGAAAAAAAUGAUAGAAGCAGAUUUUCAAUGGA
This is a messenger RNA of Syzygium oleosum, 1585 nucleotides long. Its product is annotated as ethylene-responsive transcription factor ERF113-like. Gene Ontology annotation, biological process: ethylene-activated signaling pathway; regulation of DNA-templated transcription. Bases 604 to 1452 code for a protein of 282 amino acids. Lineage: Eukaryota; Viridiplantae; Streptophyta; Magnoliopsida; Myrtales; Myrtaceae. Gene Ontology annotation, molecular function: DNA binding; DNA-binding transcription factor activity. The transcript has 2 exons. The record is from RefSeq and is a predicted model, not a curated record.